Messenger RNA from Amphimedon queenslandica, 2041 nucleotides. RefSeq names its product alkyldihydroxyacetonephosphate synthase, peroxisomal-like. Bases 30 to 1901 code for a protein of 623 amino acids. The transcript is spliced from 19 exons. The record is from RefSeq and is a predicted model, not a curated record. Gene Ontology annotation, biological process: lipid biosynthetic process. Gene Ontology annotation, molecular function: FAD binding; alkylglycerone-phosphate synthase activity. Gene Ontology annotation, cellular component: peroxisome. Lineage: Eukaryota; Metazoa; Porifera; Demospongiae; Haplosclerida; Niphatidae.
GUGGCUAGUAGUUAGUGAUAUGCAAUAAUAUGGAUGACCCUUCAGCAAGAAGGCUGAGUGUUCUGCAAGGCCAUUUAAGGAAACCUGAGAUCCAGUUGAAUAAGUGCGGCUCUAUAGAAGCUAGUGCCCCAAUUUCCAGCAAAAAGACAGAGAUACAGAAAGCCUUUCCAAGAAAAAGACUUGAGAUAUUAAGCUGGAAUGGUUGGGGCUAUAAGGAUUCUGGGUUCUAUCUCAAUGAUAAAGGAGUUGCUUUCUUCACUGGGCCAAGGUAUCCAUUGAAUGGGCUAGUACUGCCUUUAGUGAUACCGUGGAUGGAGCAGAAACUAGGUUUUGAUAGAACACAAACAGCUUUCUCGCAACCCCCUCCUUCUCCAGCUGAUCUUCCUCCUCCAAUGCCUUGUCCUUCAUUUAUCGAAGCUGUCCGCCCUCACUCUGUUGCCAUAUCAACCGAUGCUGAUGACAGGCUCUUCCAUUCACAUGGUCACACUUGUCAUGAGUUGUUCAUUUUGAGAAGUGGUAAAAUUGAUAUAAGACUUGUCGAUGCCGUAGUGUGGCCAGGUUGUCACGAUCAUGUAGCAAAGAUAGUUCAAUUGGCUUCUCUUCAUAAUAUAUGCAUCAUACCGUUUGGAGGUGGUACUAAUGUUUCAGGUGCUUUAGAGUGUCCAAGUGACGAGAGGCGUCCCAUCAUAUCUCUAGACAUGACUGAAAUGGAUAAGAUCCUCUGGAUUGACGAAGAUAAUUUAACUGCACACGUUGAGGCCGGCAUAGUGGGACAAGACCUGGAGAGAAAGCUGGCAGAGAGGGGAUAUACCUCAGGACAUGAGCCAGACUCACAGGAGUUUAGUACUCUUGGUGGAUGGGUAGCGACAAGGUCCUCUGGAAUGAAGAAAAACAAAUAUGGAAAUAUUGAAGACCUCGUUGUUAGAAUAAGGACAGUGACACCGUCCGGGACUAUUGAUAAAAGCUUUUUGGGACCGAGAAAUUCGCUGGGACCCGAUUUGCAGCAUUUCAUACUAGGAUCAGAAGGGACACUUGGUGUCAUUACUGAGGUGACUAUGAGAAUUAGGCCACUCCCUCAGGUUCGCCGCUAUGGGUCCAUUGUCUUUCCGACCUUUGAGCUAGGAGUGGAGUAUAUGAGGGAUGUUGCUAAGCAACGCUGUGCUCCUGCCUCCAUUAGACUAAUGGAUAACUUGCAGUUUCAGAUUGGUCAGAUUUUAAAGCCAACCCCAUCAUUUACAACUUCAAUUAUUGACUCAAUUAAGAAGAUAUACGUUACUAAAUUUAAAGGAUUUGAUCCUGACAAGAUGGCCGCCUGCACAUUACUAAUGGAAGGAACUCCUGAAGAAGUAAAGCUACAAGAAAAGAGAUUGAUUGAUAUUGCUUCCAAAUACAAUGGCCUGUCUGGAGGCGAAGAGAAUGGUCGCCGUGGCUACAUGAUGACCUUUGUGAUUGCUUACAUCAGGGAUAUGGCGUUUGACUAUGGCUACCUAUCAGAAUCAUUUGAAACUUCAAUACCUUGGAGCAGAGUUGUUGACAUGUGUCGCAAUGUUAAAGAGAGGAUCUCCCAGCUGUGCACUGAUAAUGGUAUCAUUCGUCCACCACUCAUCAGCUGCCGGGUAACUCAAGUCUACGAUGAAGGAGCUUGUGUCUACUUUUAUCUUGCCUUCUCUUACCUUGAGGUCGGGAUGGACCCUGUAAAACUAUUCCAUACGAUUGAAUCAUCUGCUAGGGAUGAGGUCUUAGCCAAUGGUGGAAGUCUGUCACAUCAUCAUGGAGUUGGUAAAAUACGUAAGAAGUGGAUUAAAGACACUCUAACUCCCACUGGUAUUGAUAUGUUGUAUGCUGUGAAGAGACAAGUCGAUCCACAGAACAUAUUCGGUUGUGCUAAUCUUCUACCUUAGGAAGCAUAAUGCUUCUGUGUGCAUAGCUUUAUAUGUGACUCUUGAAUUAUUAUUAUUGUGUAUUUUAUAUUUUGGGGGCAAUAUUUAUAAAAUUUUUCUACCUUUUUGAAUGAUUGUUCUUGGGAACAUUGUUAUAAUAA